GCGAGCAUCAUUUCAUUCAACUACCUCUCUCGCCCUCUCUCUCUCUCUCUUUACUACUCUCGUUAAUGUGCUGCUCCAGUGUGUUGUUCAUUGAGGAUGAGAUUACUCUUCAUUUUUUCUUCUUAAGAACUUAAGAUCUUAGAAUUCAUUUUAUGUUAAUUUUUCCCCGUUCAACCUCUGGCUUAGUGAAUCUCUUCCAGGAUUGUGGCUCAGACAGAGGCUCAGAGUGGCUGUCUGCAUGUUCUGCUUGUGAUGGACGGUGAAGUCUGGCCUUUCUGCGACUCCUGGUCUGGAUGAGAUGGCUGAAAUGCCUCUGCUGCUCUUCCAGUUUGUGAACCAUUACUGUUAAGAGCUACAGGGGAGAAGGGGGGUAGGGGAAUCUACAGCCCACCGAGCAAGAGAACAAGUAAACGAGAUAGCCAAAGAGGAGGAGGAAGAGGAGAGAGCAACCUGUUCCUCUGUGCUAUGACCUAAAGCGAUGGAUAUUAACCUGCAGUCACACCGCUUCUACUUCCCCCAAAUCUACUGUGAUGCUGGUGCUCAGGUCACUGAGUAUAAGAUCAGUGAGCAGAGCAUUUGCCAGGCCCGUGCCUCGGUGAUGGUCUACGAUGACACCAGCAAGAAAUGGGUGCCAAUCAAGCCAGGCCAACAAGGCUUCAGCCGCAUCAACAUCUACCACAACACUGCCAACAACACCUUCCGUGUGGUGGGGGUCAAACUGCAGGACCAGCAGGUUGUCAUUAACUACUCCAUCGUAAAGGGGUUGAAGUACAAUCAGGCAACUCCUACCUUUCACCAGUGGCGCGAUGCCAGGCAGGUGUAUGGACUCAACUUCGCCAGUAAGGAGGAGGCCACCACCUUCUCCAAUGCCAUGCUCUUCGCCCUCAAUGUGCUCAGCACCCAGGAAGGAGGUCCAGCUGUUCAGCGCCAGGUACAGAAUGGGCCCACCACAGAUGAACUGGAGGCACAAAGAAGGCAGAUGGAGAUGCAGCAGCAGCAGCAACAGCAGCAGCAGCAACAACAACAGCAGCAGCAGCAAAUGCAGGCACAUAUUGAGAGAGAGCGUCGUUCAUCCAACUCAGGUUCCCCGUUUCAGGGACACCCCGCCGUGCUCUCUGUGGCACCUCCAAAUGUAGCGCCACCUCCUAUGUCAAUGGGAGGACCAUGCCCUCCUCCCCCUCCCCCUCCUGCGCCUCCUGGGCCUCCGCCCCCUUCAGCAGGAGCUCCCCCUCCACCCCCACCACCCUUACCUGUGGUUGGAGGGGGUUAUGGGGGCCACGGAGUGCAUCAUGAGGAAGCACACGCACCCACCGGCCUCGCUGCCAUGAUCGCCGGAGCCAAACUGCGUCGAGUGCAAAGGCCUGAGGACAGUUCAGCAUCUGGAGCCAAAAAUGAUGCCAACCGGACAAGUGGAGGGAGUGGUGGCCUGAUGGAGGAGAUGAACGCCCUGUUGGCACGAAGACGGAAAGCUGCAAGCCAGUCUGAAGAGAAGAAAGAUGGAGACAGCCAAAAUGACGAUCCAAAUUCCCCCUCUCCCAUGUCUAGAGGACAGAACGCCUCAGAUGGUGCAAAGAAGCCAUGGGAUCGAGCCAACUCUGCAGAGAGAUCAUCGUUGGUAUCUAAGGUUCGACCCGUGGGGAGUGGUAAUGACACAGACGCCUUAGACUUCGAUAGAAUGAAACAGGAAAUCUUGGAAGAAGUUGUUCGCGAAUUGCACAAGGUGAAGGAUGAAAUCAUUGAUGCCAUUAGACAUGAACUUAGUAGAAUUAGCACGACAUAAUCUCCCAGACCUGUGCGACCCAUCUUUUAUGAGACCCAAACCCCUGGCAGGAUCUGCUGUAGCUGAAGAGGGGAAGAUGCCCAGCAACAUUACCGCCAUGUUAAAGCAAACGGACCAUUUUGCUCUAACAUGAAGUGUACCUGAGCUAACCCUCAGAUAUGUGUAUGGAUGGAGGACACUUGCACUGAUCUCUCUGUUUUUGGGUUUAAAUAUUUGGUACCUGUCUUUUCAAAGUCUUUAGAGAAAAUGUUUUUAUGAUUUUUUUUUCAUUAUUAUUAUUAUUAUUGCUAUUAUUAUCAUUAUUAUCAUUAUUAUUAUUAGUGGUGGUAGUGGUGUUCAUGUAAGUGGUAGUAGGUUAGUAAUGAAAUGGUAAAAAUAAUUGAUAAAAUAAUGAUGAUAAUAAUAAUAAUGUCUUUGAUCAUUGCACAUGUCUAAAUGUUAGCCUUUUAUAUUUUUAUUGAUUUUAUUUUCCUUUUCUUGUGUUACCAUUCAUAAUAAACAUAUACAUAUAUACACUACCGGUUUAUUUCUCACUGAUCAUGUUUUGUUUUUUUUUUUAAAGAUUUUUUACAGUCGUUUUGGCAACACAAAUGUGUAUGUAAUCACUGACAGGAAGAUUUUUAAAACAAGGUGGAAGCAGUGAUGAGGGACAGGAGACAGACUAUUGCUUUUGGAUAUUGCAAUCUUACAAAGAGAAACAAACAUCAGUACACCCGAGUAUUUGUGACCAUGUUGUUAAUAAAAUGUUUAUUGGCUGCAAGGAUAUGGUGAAGUAUUGUUUGGUUUAUUCCCUUUUUGACUAAGUGCUUCCUGGUUUGGAGGAAAAGAAAAUAUACAUUACAUUUCAAAUGAACUGAAAUAAAACUCUGAAGAAAUGUCUUGGAUAAAU
This is a messenger RNA of Pygocentrus nattereri (red-bellied piranha), 2669 nucleotides long. It is a transcript of the gene evlb, whose product is annotated as Enah/Vasp-like b. The transcript has 13 exons. Lineage: Eukaryota; Metazoa; Chordata; Actinopteri; Characiformes; Serrasalmidae. Bases 479 to 1780 code for a protein of 433 amino acids. Gene Ontology annotation, biological process: actin polymerization or depolymerization; positive regulation of actin filament polymerization; protein homotetramerization. Gene Ontology annotation, molecular function: SH3 domain binding; profilin binding; actin binding. Gene Ontology annotation, cellular component: cytoskeleton. The record is from RefSeq and is a predicted model, not a curated record.